AUGGUCCGCGCCGAGCUUCAUCUUGCGAGUCUCCAAGACCUGCACCUCGAGCCGUUCCGCCUCUUCCCAUCGGCCCUGGUUCCGGUAUGUCGACGCCAGAUUGGCUAUGCUUGUCAGCGUAUCAGGAUGGUCCGCGCCGAGCUUCAUCUUGCGAGUCUCCAAGACCUGCACCUCGAGCCGCUCCGCCUCUUCCCAUCGGCCCUGGUUCCGGUAUGUGGACGCCAGAUUGGCUAUGCUUGUCAGCGUAUCAGGAUGGUCCGCGCCGAGCUUCAUCUUGCGAGUCUCCAAGACCUGCACCUCGAGCCGUUCCGCCUCUUCCCAUCGGCCCUGGUUCCGGUAUGUCGACGCCAGAUUGGCUAUGCUUGUCAGCGUAUCAGGAUGGUCCGCGCCGAGCUUCAUCUUGCGAGUCUCCAAGACCUGCACCUCGAGCCGUUCCGCCUCUUCCCAUCGGCCCUGGUUCCGGUAUGUCGACGCCAGAUUGGCUAUGCUUGUCAGCGUAUCAGGAUGGUCCGCGCCGAGCUUCAUCUUGCGAGUCUCCAAGACCUGCACCUCGAGCCGCUCCGCCUCUUCCCAUCGGCCCUGGUUCCGGUAUGUGGACGCCAGAUUGGCUAUGCUUGUCAGCGUAUCAGGAUGGUCCGCGCCGAGCUUCAUCUUGCGAGUCUCCAAGACCUGCACCUCGAGCCGUUCCGCCUCUUCCCAUCGGCCCUGGUUCCGGUAUGUCGACGCCAGAUUGGCUAUGCUUGUCAGCGUAUCAGGAUGGUCCGCGCCGAGCUUCAUCUUGCGAGUCUCCAAGACCUGCACCUCGAGCCGUUCCGCCUCUUCCCAUCGGCCCUGGUUCCGGUAUGUCGACGCCAGAUUGGCUAUGCUUGUCAGCGUAUCAGGAUGGUCCGCGCCGAGCUUCAUCUUGCGAGUCUCUAA
This is a messenger RNA of Penicillium subrubescens, 918 nucleotides long. RefSeq lists its product as uncharacterized. Lineage: Eukaryota; Fungi; Ascomycota; Eurotiomycetes; Eurotiales; Aspergillaceae. The transcript has a single exon. The record is from RefSeq and is a predicted model, not a curated record. Bases 1 to 918 code for a protein of 305 amino acids.